Lycium barbarum (goji berry) is the source of this 2915-nucleotide messenger RNA. Its product is annotated as serine/threonine-protein kinase D6PK-like. Gene Ontology annotation, molecular function: protein serine/threonine kinase activity; ATP binding. Bases 717 to 2726 code for a protein of 669 amino acids. The record is from RefSeq and is a predicted model, not a curated record. NCBI's taxonomy places the organism in Eukaryota, Viridiplantae, Streptophyta, Magnoliopsida, Solanales, Solanaceae. Gene Ontology annotation, biological process: protein phosphorylation. The transcript has 3 exons. Gene Ontology annotation, cellular component: plasma membrane; cytoplasm; nucleus.
UUUGUUUUUCUUUCCAUUCUUUUUUCUCUUUUGAUGUGAUGAUGGUCAAAAAACACACCCUCUAUUACUUUUUUUUUUUUCCGAGUUUCACACCCCAACUAUCAUUUAUUUUAUUUUUCUACCUAAUCAUUACCAUCUAUGUAUUAAAAUAUACCUUAAAAUUGACUAGACCAACUAUUAGUUGUUCUAUUUUUUUACCUGAGUUACCUGAGUUAUCACCAUCUGUUCAACUGGGUGUGUUUUAAUACAUAAAUGGUGAUGGUUCGGGUAGAAAAAAGUAACAACUAAUAGUUGAAGCGUGAACCUCGCGAAAAUGUUUUUGACCCAACUUUUUUUUUUUUUCUAAUCUUUUCUGGCACCAAUUUGUUAAUUUAUUUGAAUUUGGGUUCUAGUAUUUGCGUAGAAUCCAAGUAAAGUAAUUCGUGUUAUUCUCUGUUCCUGCCGUAGUUCCUUUUGCUAGUAUAUUUUAUGUCAAUGACUUUAGAAAAUACAAUGUAAGGUGAGAAGAAAGGAAUAUUUGUGUAGCAUUCUAUAUAUCAGGGUGUCCAUUUUCUCUUCGUAUUUGAUUUUUACAUCACAAAGGAAUUAUAGCCAUUUUUGUUCUUGAGUAUUAUCCCAUUCUGUCGUAGCCACUGGAAUGUCGAAAUUUUGUGAAAUAUUUAGUUCCAGGGAGCUUCUCACAGUUAGAUACUUGUGAUGAUAAAGAGCAAUCAGACAUGAGAAGAGCACCGGAAUCAGAAAAACCACCAGCACAGUACCCUAUUGGGGCUAAGGUGACAAAUAUAUCCGAUGCCCAUGACUUUCUGGAUAUGGACUUCACUGUUCCUCUUCAAACAUGGGAAGGAAACAAUUUCUAUCUGGAGCAAGAGGAACUUAUGCCUAUUGCUGGUACAAUCAAGCGAUGUGAUGAUUCCGUUGAAGAUAGUGCCUUUAUUUCAUUCCAUGGAGCAAGUCAUCCACCAGAACCUGUUGAUACUGACCUAAUGAAACCAGUCUAUGUACCAAUCGGUCCGAAUAAAGUAGAUGGUAAAUGCCUAGUAAAAAGCAUGUCUCUCAAGGGUCCUUCCCUGGAUGAUAUUUCAUUUCUUUCACCUGCUGAAAGAUGGGCUGAAAAUCCAAAUGAUCUAGGUGUAGUAUCCUCUCCAUUUGUGGUUCCGCAUCCAUCUCAAAACACGUUAGCAAGUCUACCCCCUUAUUCUGAAGAAAAAGAAUGUCUUUGGGAUGCAUCAGUAUCCUCAAGCAGCAAUGUUAGUCCAUAUAGUAGCACUGAUAGUACUGGUGUUGGCACAGCUAUGAGCAUUCCAUAUAGGAGUGAUCGGUUGAUGAGUGAAAGCUUGCUUAUUAUGGACAGAAACUGUGAGAGCACGAAACUGAAUAUUCAUGGGGAUUCGCUAGAAAGUGCUAAAACUAGCUUUAGCAGAGCAAGCGAUAGCAGUGAACUUAGUGAUGAUAGUAACUGGAGUAAUAUUACUGGCAGUGCCAAUAAGCCUCACAAAGGGAGUGAUCCCAGAUUCAAGGCUAUUCUUGCAAUACGGGCACGUGAUGGUAUAUUAGGCAUGAGUCACUUUAGGUUACUGAAAAGACUUGGUUGUGGUGACAUUGGCACUGUUUAUCUUUCAGAGCUAAACGGGACUUGCUGCGAUUUCGCAAUGAAAGUGAUGGAUAAGGCAUCGCUCGCAAGUAGGAAAAAAUUAAUCCGUUCUCAGACCGAAAAAGAAAUCCUUCAGCUGUUAGACCACCCAUUCUUACCAACAUUGUACACUCAUUUUGAAACCGACAGAUUUUCAUGUUUAGUCAUGGAAUAUUGCCCAGGAGGAGAUCUAUAUACUCUACGACAAAGACAGCCUGGGAAGCAUUUUUCAGAAUAUGCUGCAAGGUUUUAUGCCGCAGAAGUUCUAUUGGCUCUCGAAUAUCUUCACAUGCUAGGUGUACUUUACAGAGACUUAAAGCCUGAAAACGUUCUAGUGCGUGACGAUGGCCACAUCAUGCUCUCGGAUUUUGACCUAUCCCUAAAAUGUGCAGUUUCACCUAUGGUCAUAAGGACCUCAUCUGAUGAUCCCUCUAAACGAGGAGCUGCCUUCUGUAUUGAACCCACGUCUACAUGCAUUCAGCCAACAUGCUUCCUCCCCCGAAUAUUUCCUCCAAAGAGCAAGAAAAGAUCACAAAAGCCUCGAACCGAGCUUGGUUUUCCUGCUAAUGCUGUGCCUGAGCUAGUUGCGGAACCUACUGCAGCACGGUCAAUGUCAUUUGUUGGAACUCAUGAAUACUUAGCCCCUGAAAUUAUCAAGGGAGAAGGCCAUGGCAAUGCAGUUGAUUGGUGGACAUUUGGCAUUUUUCUGUAUGAGUUACUAUAUGGUAAAACCCCAUUUAAGGGAUCAGGAAACCGGGCAACUAUUUUCAAUGUAGUUGGACAACAGCUGAAGUUUCCAGAUACUCCUGCAACGAGUUAUGCUAGCCGAAAUCUGAUUCAAGGCUUGCUCGUUAAAGAACCUCAACACCGACUCGGGGUGAAAAGAGGAGCAAGUGAGAUCAAGCAACACCCUUUCUUUGAAGGCGUUAAUUGGGCCCUGAUUCGUUCCAGUACUCCUCCUGAAGUGCCAAGACACGUUGAACCUGAGCUUCCACGGAAGUUUAAACAAGCGGAACCUGUUGGAGUUUGCAGUAAAAGAAUUGUAGGAACAGAUGUGAAUUCUGUGGGUAAUUAUCUUGAUAUUGAGUUCUUUUAGUCUAGGAUUAUAGGAUUCUUGUCUAGAAUUUUAUCAGCUUCCUUCAUUUAUCUUUCUGGUUUUGAGUUACACUUAACCACAAAAUAGAAUUGCCACUUACUAAACUCGUAGGUUUGAAGAAGAUUCAGUCACAAACGGUGUUCUCUCCUAUCGUUUUAGCAAUGAAUUGGGCAAAUCUGAAAAUGAUAG